Molecule: messenger RNA, 1783 nt
Organism: Exophiala xenobiotica
Lineage: Eukaryota; Fungi; Ascomycota; Eurotiomycetes; Chaetothyriales; Herpotrichiellaceae
Exons: 2
Coding region: 294-1574 (426 amino acids)
Source: RefSeq, a predicted model, not a curated record
AGCAGACCGAAGUCAUGGCGAGGGGUAUGUACCUACAUAAGGUAUAUUGGUGCUCUCGAGGCGCGCAGACAGCAUACACUAGUCGGGUACGCUGACCAGCAACUCGAAACACCAAAUCAAGUCUUCAGACACAAGGCGUGACACACAACGGAUUGUCGCCAUUCCAUCACAUCGCAUCUAGUCUUAACAAAGCCUUGCUCUGCCAAAAAGGGAAAAACGAUAAAGGGUUGACCAGCAACUGGCCCCAUUCUGUAUUUGAGCAAGCAAACCCUCCAACCAUCAAUCCAUUCUCAAUGGCUACUGGCGAGCCACCAUCAAAUGGCGCAUCGGCGCAACCUCAGCCCGGAGGUCCAGAUCCAGACUCAUACCCGCUGGCCGCCCAGAUCCCGCUGAAGGACUUCACACUGCCCGAAUUCCCACCGCACGCCUCCCGACUCCGCGAACUCACCCUGACCGCCGACAUCAAACUCGACGAAUACCAGGCGAUGCUCCAGGAAAAGCCGCUGACUCAACCUCCCCUGCCCAACGUGCCCAGCUCCAUCACCCAUCUCACGCUCGAGUUAUUCGGGCUGGGAUUCCCCGGAACACCCCCCUUUUUGGGCAGACUGGCCAAGUCCCUGCCCAAUCUGACGAGCUUGACGUUUUUCAGUUGCCUGAUCGACGGGUUGGACGACGCCUCGAGAAAAGAUGCAGAGCGCUUCUUUGAGAACUGUGAGAAAUUGCAGGAGGUGCAUGUUAUUGACUCGUUUGCGCGGCCGGGCUUUUUCAAGGCCGUCGGUGAGAUUCUAGAGAAGCGCUACGGCGGCGCGGAGACGAAGGACAGCAGCGAAGAAGGCGGUGGCGGUGGCGAUGGUUUGAAAGUGGUCGAUGUGAGUUAUACGUUCCGCGGACAUGAGGAUAGUGAUUUCCUCGCGCGGGUGGCUGGCGAGGAACUUGCGAGCUUGAUUGUGCCGGGGCUGAUCGGUGCGAGUUUUGAUUUUGUGCCGGUCCCGCGGCGCGAUGAGCUUGAAGAGUCGGAAGGUGCUGCGGAGGGCGAGAGUGAUAAAAAGGAGAAGGAGAAGGAGAAGGAGAAGAUGCCGGAAGGCGUGCUUCCGUUCGCGAGUGACGGGCGAGCACCCGCGGCCGUGAAGAAAAGGUUCGAAAAGCUGAGUACGGGGGCCUUGAGGAGCGUCAAGGUGCUGAAUUUGGGCAUGUUCAGUCUCAGGCCCGUCGAGGUGGGCGAGUUGGUGUAUGCGUGCGCUGGCGGUGGCAAGGCUGGAUUGGUCGAUCUCACGGUCGCCGUGCUGUUGGAGAAGGAUUGGGCCCAAGAUUUGGUCAAGGGCUUUGGAUACAAGGAGGUCGGCGGGGCGUUGGAAGGGAUUGAAAUUGUCGGUGUGCCGGACCGCGCGGGCACUGAAGGCCAGGAGGAGGAGGAGGAUUGGCAACAGGGCAUCGAGUUGGUCAAGCAGGAGGACGUGGAGAGGUUGGAGAAGGCGUGUCCGAAGCUGGGGAAGGUCGGGAUGAGUAUACUCAAAGUCAGGAGCGCGCCGAAUGUGGUGUAUCUGAAGGAGGAGGAUGGGUGGAAGGCUAUGUAAAGGAGGGAUCCGGAAGGUAUAUAGGGUGAUGAUAGUGAAGACCUGAACAUACGGAAAAGGAUCGUGUUAAUAGAAGGGGAUCCAGACCUGCCUGGUACGAUGAAGGCAGAUAAGGUAUCAAAGUCAUGGCAAGGAUGGGAUGCUUUGGCAUUUGUUACUUUUCCUUCAGUCAGCUAAGGUAUAAUCAGUUGUACAAAGGGGCCAUCAAC